Molecule: messenger RNA, 832 nt
Organism: Fusarium odoratissimum NRRL 54006
Lineage: Eukaryota; Fungi; Ascomycota; Sordariomycetes; Hypocreales; Nectriaceae
Exons: 1
Coding region: 301-657 (118 amino acids)
Source: RefSeq, a predicted model, not a curated record
AAGUAAAUAAAUCGCAAGAUACGGAGGUCUCGGAUCAAAGGAAUUCUCCCUUUUCUUGCGUGAUUGUUGAUUAAGUGAUGGUUUAUCAGGGUUGAGUGGUUGAUAAGCCGCCAGGGUGAAAAUGAGUCGACUCGGAUCUCGGGAUGGCGAAAGAUUCGUGAUGACAAAGACAGUGACAUGGGACCGAGACGAGGUUAAUCGACAUGGGAAAAUCACAUCAUCUCAGGCGAUAGAUUCCAGAACAACAAACGACCUUGUCUAUGGUGGAACUUGUCGAGGCGCAUAGUAUCUGGAUUGGAGAUGACUCUUAGGUAUGAGUUUAUCGCACAUCGUGGCUGUCUGUGGCGUAUAUGCAAGAUGGACAGCGGCCUAUUAAAGAACGGGAAGUUAAAGAAUGAUCAGCUGCAGGCUUCAAGUCAAAGAGGGGCAGCGAAGUCAAAAGGAAGGCCAGACUGCCAGCCUAAGAGAAAAGAAGACGUAAAAAAGAGGAGACUUGGGAAGAGAAUUCUGACGAUGGGGUCUUGUUAUGUAACAAAGAAGAGGAUACGGCGGCACUUGAGGAUCCAUAUUCUUUUCAUCUGCCGACAACACCGAAAGUACUACGAUGUAAGUCAACGUGAAGUGGAUUACCGUAUUCAACCAAGAGACCACCAGUAGCCAGUCUAGCCAGUGCCGUCCUUAUUGCAGAAGGAGUUUUCUCUGCGCCAUGGAGAGGGUCUCAAAGGGUCCAAGUCUAAUUCAGUCAUGCCCCGUCUAUGCCCCGUUCUGGUGCAUGACUUGGUAGAAGCCAAGUUGCGAUAGCGUCAGAUACCUUAAUGAUGCUGUGAGAGGU